AUGUCUGGUAACAGGGAGCAGGUCUUCCCCACGAGAAUGACGUUGGGUCUGAUGAAGACAAAGUUGAAAGGUGCCAACCAAGGUUACUCGUUGCUGAAACGUAAGUCCGAGGCGUUGACGAAGCGGUUCCGUGAUAUUACGAGAAGAAUUGAUGAUGCGAAGCAGAAGAUGGGCCGUGUGAUGCAGACCGCGGCGUUUUCGCUUGCGGAGGUGUCGUAUGCAACUGGGGAGAACAUCGGGUACCAGGUGCAGGAGAGCGUCUCCGGUCAGAGCAGGUUCAAGAUCAGGGCGCGCCAGGAGAACGUCAGUGGUGUUCGUUUGCCCCAAUUUGAGUGCUACAUUGACUCGCAGAUUAACGACUUCAAGCUGACCGGUUUGGGUCGUGGUGGGCAACAAGUUCAACGAGCCAAGGAGAUUUACACGAAGGCAGUGGAGACACUUGUGGAAUUGGCCUCGUUGCAGACUGCGUUCAUUAUCCUUGACGAUGUGAUUAAAGUGACGAACAGAAGAGUCAAUGCUAUUGAGCACGUUAUCAUUCCACGGACUGAAAACACGAUUGCUUACAUUAAUAGUGAGCUAGAUGAACUGGACAGAGAGGAGUUUUAUAGACUGAAGAAAGUCCAAGAGAAGAAGCAGAACGAGACCAAGCAGCUGGACGAGGAGAUGAAGCUGAAGAGACUGGCGCAAGAAAAGGCGGAAGCUGGCACUUCUGGUACGGCAGGUGCAGGUGCAGGUGCCAGUGUGGAAAACGACGACAAGACACGGAACUUGGUGUCAACAACGGAGGAUGACGUUAUAUUUUAG
Huiozyma naganishii CBS 8797 is the source of this 804-nucleotide messenger RNA. RefSeq names its product H(+)-transporting V1 sector ATPase subunit D (gene VMA8). Gene Ontology annotation, molecular function: proton-transporting ATPase activity, rotational mechanism. The transcript has a single exon. Gene Ontology annotation, biological process: vacuolar acidification. The record is from RefSeq and is a predicted model, not a curated record. Bases 1 to 804 code for a protein of 267 amino acids. Gene Ontology annotation, cellular component: vacuolar proton-transporting V-type ATPase complex; fungal-type vacuole membrane. NCBI's taxonomy places the organism in Eukaryota, Fungi, Ascomycota, Saccharomycetes, Saccharomycetales, Saccharomycetaceae.